Messenger RNA from Salvia splendens (bonfire salvia), 1164 nucleotides. RefSeq names its product 2-hydroxymuconate semialdehyde hydrolase. The record is from RefSeq and is a predicted model, not a curated record. The transcript has 5 exons. The coding region runs from base 81 to 977 and encodes 298 amino acids. Gene Ontology annotation, molecular function: catalytic activity. NCBI's taxonomy places the organism in Eukaryota, Viridiplantae, Streptophyta, Magnoliopsida, Lamiales, Lamiaceae.
AUAGCAUUAGUUUGAGAUACAUAGUAGGAGUGGAGUAAUAUAUAAGUAUAACCCUGCUUUCUUAUAUCAUCUUUGAGAGAAUGGUGAACUUAGUAGCAGCGCAGAAGCCACUGAUGCAUUGGCUGAUGAAGAUGGCCGGUGUGGUCCCUCACACCGUCCAAAUCGAGGCAGGCACUGUUAUGAACAUUUGGAUUCCUCGUGAGACCCUCCAGCAAAAACCCGUGGUAGUGCUCGUCCAUGGCUUCGCCGGUGAGGGCAUCGUCACCUGGCAGUUUCAGGUGGGAUCUCUAACGAAGAAGUACUCGGUGUACGUGCCCGACCUCCUCUUCUUUGGCGGGUCCUACACGGACAGCCCCGACAGAUCGCCCACGUUCCAGGCCCAGUGCUUACUGAAGGGGCUGAAGAAGUUGGGUGUGGAGAGGUGCACGGUGGUGGGAUUCAGCUACGGCGGCAUGGUGGCCUUCAAGAUGGCGGAGCUCCACCCCGAGAUGGUUGAUGCUAUGGUCAUCUCAGGCUCCACACUUGCGAUGACGGAUUCCAUAAGCAACGCCACGCUCGAUGACCUCGGCUUCUCGUCCUCCUCUGAGCUUCUGCUGCCAACCUCCGUCAAGGGCUGCAAGGCGCUCCUCAAAGUCGCCGCCUACAAGAACCUCUGGUUCCCCGAUCGCCUCCACAGAGACUUCCUUGAGGUGAUGUUUAGCAACAGAAAGGAAAGGGCUGAGCUGCUUGAAGGCCUUGUGGUUAGCACUAAAGAAACAAGCAUCCCGAGUUUUUCCCAGAGAAUACAUCUGCUAUGGGGAGAGGAAGAUCAAAUAUUUAAGCUGGAACUGGCGCAAAACAUGAAAGAGCAACUAGGAGAUAAGACCACAUUUGAAGGCAUAAAGAAAGCAGGUCACUUGGUUCACUUGGAACGACCCUGCCUCUACAAUACUUGUCUCAACAAAUUUCUUGAUUCACAUCAACAACCUACCAAAUAAUUUUUACUUUACUGACUUUGGUCUUAAAAAUUUUCUUUUAAACCAAUCACAACUUUAAAUUUUCCACUACUAUGAUUGAGCUAAACUUUUGUGGAUUAUUUUGGAUGACUUAAAAUAUGUACGAUCGAUGUCCUUCUCUAUAUUUUAAUUAUAAAAAUGUAUCAUCUUUUGAUUGUUUCCCCAUGUA